UAAAUUCGAACAAUGGCAGCACUGCCUGAUAAACAGCUGCUCGCUUGGCUUGAUUAUUUUUGUUGUGUGCGGAAAAUUGCAAACAUGUCAAAUGAUGGAAGGAAAAAACGAAGUAAAAACUUCACGGGGGAUGAAGAGUUAGUGCUCACAUUAUUGGUGGACGAAAGAAAGAAUAUUCUGCAAAACAGGAAAUCUGAUGCCGUUACCUGGAAGCGCAAAAUGCACGCAUGGAAAGAAUUGGCGGACUGUUAUUUCGUCAAAACGGGCGUACGCCGGGAAUGGAAGGCACUGAGAGAGAAAUUCAUAAGUCUGAAACGGAGAUCUAGAGUGCAACAAAUAGCAAAGAAGCCUCUCAAUUAUAUCAGCAGUGAGCAUCCAUCUCCCAAGACGGAAGUCUCUUCGAUAAAUGAUUCAGUUACACGAAUAGCAAAUGCCUUUGAUAGUGAUGAAUCCGAUGACAUGAGCUUCAUAGGCAAAGAUGAUCUGCUCGCUGACACCGCAUAUGAAAACGACGCUACGAAUCCUGAUACACAUGAGGAGGACAUGGCUACCACUAGCUCCGAGUGGCCCACUGGCAUUCCAACCACAAAUUACUUACCCAAGCCACGCAAUUGCCACCUGGAGGAGGAAACACUCAAGUUGAUUCGACUGCAGCAGGCAUUUUUCCGAUGUAAGAAUCAGCGUGCACAGGAAAAACACGAUCUUGAGAUGCUCAGGGAGAAGUCGAAACUAGAUCAGGAAGUACAGGAAGGAAAACUGCGAAUCGAGAUAAUCGAAUUGGAAAUUCUGGAAAAAAGAGCCAAGCUAGAUUUGAAAUAGGAAGCAAUACACUUCGUUUUCCAUCUAAUUGGAUGGCAUGGAAAUCGACUAUUUAAGCUUUAAGCUCAAUGGAUCAAACUGUGGCUUCGGACUACCAAAAAAAUUAUUAUUUAAAUGCUCCUAUGGAAGCAAUACUAUUGUAAAUGUAUCUUUAAUUAAUUUAAAAUAUCGUACCUGUAGUUAAAAAUAGAGUUAAAUAAACUCAACAAACAAUUUAAAAAAAUA
This is a messenger RNA of Drosophila innubila, 1044 nucleotides long. RefSeq lists its product as uncharacterized. Bases 13 to 819 code for a protein of 268 amino acids. The record is from RefSeq and is a predicted model, not a curated record. The transcript has 4 exons. Lineage: Eukaryota; Metazoa; Arthropoda; Insecta; Diptera; Drosophilidae.